UGUAUAAAUGCCACUUCCCCUGAAGAUGGCGCAGGCGAGCUCUAUGCAUAAGACAUGCAAGCAGGAAGGAGAGACAAGGAAAUACACCACCUGAGCAUUGCUGGGCUGCGGAGCGGAGAUGUCGUCGGACUCGCAGCAGCAGUUUUAUUCCCUGAAUAUAAAUUCUCUACAGGAGCCUGUCCUUCAGAAAGUGUGCGAACUGCUGGACCAGACCAGCGACAGGGGAUGGAGGAAGCUGGCCGCCAUCAUCGCCAAGAACAGUCGCUUCAGACUAAGUUCCAUGGAAGUUCAUCAGUGUUCCCUUAAAGUCAUGGAGCCAGAAGGAAGUCCUGCCCGCAGUCUGCUGAGGCUGAUGGGCGAUCAGGGAUGUACAACAAAGGAAUUGGCAGAUUUUUUACAAAGCCUUGGCCAAUCGAAUGCUAUCCAGAUCCUAAGUCCCCCAGGGGUGAAAGUUGUCGUACACCCAGAGUCCAUGGCGGUUCGGUCUGGACAAAUGAUCAAAUUGUGCUGCGUUCCCACGGAACAUCCUGUUGUUAUGUACCAGUGGUUCAAGAUGAACAAGGAGGUCCCAUAUGGUAAUUCCUCCGAGCUGGUAUUUAAUCCGGUGCAUGUGGAUGACGCUGGCUUCUACAUCUGCCGAGUCAAUGACUCUCACACAUGUGAUUUCAGUAGAUGGGCCAAACUGGAAGUUAUUGAAAGCAACUUGGCAUGUCAUGGAAUCUCGAUGUUACCAGACAACAGACUCCAGAUAUGUAACCAACCUCAAUCCCAAACACUGGAGGCGGGGGCCAAGCUGGUGCUGGAGUGUGCAGCCAUAGGGAAACCCUUGCCAUGUUAUCAGUGGUAUAGGAAUGGCGUGGCACUGGUGGAUGCGACACACAGAGUAUAUAUGAUUCCCGCUGUUUCGGUUGAAGAUCAAGGCUUUUUCUAUUGCCGAGUGUCUAACGGCAUCGAGACUGUGGACAGCAAGGAGGUGGAGGUUGUUGUUGGAAUUGCGAAGCUUUGGACAAAUGUCGCAGUGGAGUGCACAGAAGAUGAAUUGAGCGGCAUAAUCGACAAAGAGACCUCCAAUGAACCUCUCUUUGCGACGGACAAAGUAGCAUUGCUGAUCGGGAACAUGUCUUACAAGAACCACAGCCAGCUAAAAGCCCCAAUGGUGGAUGUGUAUGAACUCACAAACCUGCUGCGUCAGCUCGACUUCAAGGUAGUGUCCCUGCUGGAUCUCACCGAGGUGGAAAUGAGGAACACGGUGAAUGAAUUCUUACUAUUACUGGACAAAGGCGUUUAUGGAUUGCUGUACUACGCUGGUCAUGGUUAUGAAAACUUUGGAAACAGCUUUAUGGUUCCUAUUGAUGCACCGAAGCCUUACGGAUCUUCAAACUGCUUAUGUGUUCAAAGAAUCCUAAAACUAAUGCAAGAAAAAGAGACUGGACUCAAUGUAUUUCUACUGGACAUGUGCCGCAAAAGGAACCAGUAUGAUGAUACCAUCUUAAUACCAGAUAACCUGAAGGUGACAGCGAACAUUGUCUUUGGAUACGCCACGUGCCAGGGGGCAGAGGCAUUUGAAAUACAACAUUCCGAUCUAGCAAAUGGCAUUUUUAUGAAGUUUCUCAAGAAACGAUUAUUAGAAGAUAAGAAGAUCACCGUUCUGUUGGAUGAAGUGGGAGAAGAUAUGGGGCGCUGUCUGCUUACCAAAGGAAUGCAGGCUCUAGAAAUCCGCAGCAGCCUGUCCGCCAGGAGGGCGCUUACUGAUCCCAUACAGCACAAGGCAUGUUCUCCAGAGUCCUUGGCAAGAAAUCUGCAGUGGGAGAAGGCAAAUGAGCUCAAAGAGAGCAUGUGCAUUGAAUUUGCCUGUGGUGUAAAGAUCAAGUUGGGUUUCGCUGCAGAAUUCUCCAAUGUAAUGAUCAUCUAUUCCCAAAUUAUAAGCAGCCCCCCGGACAUCUGUCACUGUACUGCCAACGUCACAGACUUCCCAUUGGAUUUAUACGUUGACCCUAAAGAAACAAAUAAAGACACCCCAGAAGAAACGGGAAGCUUUUUGGUUUCUAAGGACCUUCCAAAGCAUUGCUUAUACACCCGUCUAAGCUCCCUGCAAAAGCUAAAGGAAAACUUGACCUUUACAGUAUGCUUGACCUACACGUAUAAAGGCGUUGAAGAAAUGGUGGAUGAAAGUCAAAAAAUUAACCUGGGAAAGCCUCUGAUUGCAAAAUUAAACAUUCAUUCUGGACUCCGAAGUCCCUGCACACAGACAGGUCUUAUACCUCAAAGCCCCUGCACACAACCCAUUCAUAUACCUCAUAAUCCUAGUGCACAGCCCAGUCAUACUCUGCAUAGUCCUAACGCACAGCCCAGUCAUACUCUUCAUAGUCCUAACGCACAGCCCAGUCAUACUCUUCAUAGUCCUAACACACAGCCCAGUCAUACUCUUCAUAGUCCUAGUGCACAGCCCAGUCAUACUCUUCAUAGUCCUAGUGCAGAGCCCAGUCAUACUCUUCAUAGUCCUAUUGCACAGCCCAGUCAUACUCUUCAUAGUCCUAGUGCACAGCCCAGUCAUACUCUUCAUAAUCCUAGCGCACAGCCCAGUCAUACUCUUCAUAGUCCUAGCGAACAGCCGAGUCAUACUCUUCAUAGUCCAAGUGCACAGCCUAGUCUUAUGCAUCACAGUCCCAGCCUACACUCCAGUCAUCAGCUUCACAGUCCGUGCCUACAGUCCAGUCACCACCAGCUUCACAGUCCCUACCGCAGUCCAGAGACUGCGGCAGCCUCAUCAUCAGUCCCUAGACCCUCAAGUCUAUUUACAAACCCCCAAUACCCGCAGUCAUCAUUUCAAGACUAUCAACAAAACAUAAGAAGCAGCAUGCAACCUGACAAUUGGCAUCAAUACUAUUCGGGAUAUCCAUCUAGCAGUGGAAGGAGGCACUUCCCAGAACACAGAUCACUAUAUAGCAAUGUGUCAAGACAUAGCAAUGUACCAGAGGAGAGCACAGAGGACUUUGGAUAUUAUUAAUAAUAAAUAUAACAGCUUUAUAAAUUUAUAGAUUUUUGUAGGUAACUUAAAUUCACCGUAUUGGUAUAGUGUUGUUACUAUCAGUAUUCAUGAUUUUAGUUUAUUUUUUAACAUUGGGUCAGCUUUUACCUUGUUAAAGGUUAUGACCACAUUUGCAACCAUUUUUUAUACACUUCAAUGUAUCUAGAAUAACAAUGGAACAACUUUGUAAAUAGUAUUGAUUAGAAAUAAUGAUGACAUCACACAGUUCCUCCAUAUGGACAUGAUGACAUCACACAGUUCCUCCAUAUGGACAUGAUGACAUCACACAGUUCUUCCAUACGGACAUGAUGACAUCACACAGUUCCUCCAUAUGGACAUGAUGACAUCACACAGUUCCUCCAUAUGGACAUGAUGACAUCACACAGUUCCUCCAUAUGGA
Messenger RNA from Hyla sarda, 3428 nucleotides. RefSeq names its product MALT1 paracaspase (gene MALT1). Lineage: Eukaryota; Metazoa; Chordata; Amphibia; Anura; Hylidae. Gene Ontology annotation, biological process: proteolysis. Gene Ontology annotation, molecular function: cysteine-type endopeptidase activity. The transcript has 17 exons. The coding region runs from base 119 to 3007 and encodes 962 amino acids. The record is from RefSeq and is a predicted model, not a curated record.